Messenger RNA from Guyanagaster necrorhizus, 1341 nucleotides. RefSeq lists its product as uncharacterized. Bases 1 to 1341 code for a protein of 446 amino acids. NCBI's taxonomy places the organism in Eukaryota, Fungi, Basidiomycota, Agaricomycetes, Agaricales, Physalacriaceae. The record is from RefSeq and is a predicted model, not a curated record. The transcript is spliced from 5 exons.
AUGUUAACUGCUCCUUACUCUAUUUUGCAGAAUUCGAUUUCAGACGUGCUCGAGACGCUUAGGUUCAAAGCGUGUGCUUCACUGAGACCUUCUCUGGACGCCAACGUAAAUGGACUUGCGAUAUUCCCAGAGGCUCUUCACGAAAAGUCCUUUUUUUCUGGCUCCUUGAUGGCACGGGCUUACACUGAUUUUUGGACGGUACUUUAUUUCCACGGUAACCCUGAUGACCAACAGUAUGUUGACCAGAAGGACCCUUCUAUUCGGGCAUUCUUCCGUGUUGUCGAACGUGUUCCUCCCCCAAUCUACAGCUCUGACCAGCCAGACUCUUCUCUGUCGCCAAUAUCCGAGAGUUCCAGUGACAGUCACAGUGCCAGUGGAUGCGAGAGUCUGGUGUCUGCCACAAGUCGACCUUCUACCCCUUCGCCCAGGCCGCAAAGCUACCUGCCGGAGUCAGCGCAGACAACACCCCGUGUUCAAUCUCCUUCUGUUUCUGAUAUACAACUAAAUCCCUCGGCACAAACUCUUGCUCUGACCUCUCAGGGUUACAUUCUCACCUACCCACCUCACAAUCCACAAACACCCCAACCACCACCUCCCCCUUCCACCAGCGGCCACGACACCGCUACUCUCGUCCCCAGCAAACGUCCUGUCUCUAGCUCGCCAACCAAACUGAAUGCAACCAACUAUGCGUGUAUAUACCGUAAAAAUCCCUCCCAUCGACGCAUGUUUUCCCGCUCCGACUCUUCAAUAAAAGGCACCUUCACCGUCAAUCCAUUUUUAAAAAUUCCUGCCGAGAUCUUACCACCUCUGCGGCGGAAUGAGACAGAGGUCGAUCGGAAAAAUCUCAGGUUAGAAGUGGAAAACGGCGGCAUUGACGUUGACCUAUACAUUGUCGGUGAAACUCCUUUGAACACUUACGCUCCGAUUCCUCGGACGACCAUACACCUCGGGUUAUUUGGUGCUAAAGAGAAUUCCGGAACAUUCCCUAUCAUAGCUAGAAUCCAUACGCCAAAUCCCAACCGCCCAGCAUUUCACUUGACUGCCAAAGCCCUCGAUGGCUUUGUGCUUUUCCACAUUCCUCGUUCUUACCAUGGUAUAAUUAUCAUCAACUGUAGCGCCGGUGACUUGAACAAUCACAUCGCGCUAUCGAUCGGGAUGUAUGACAGUUCCACGAUCUUAUCUGAAUCGGGACAGGCAAGAAGCUAUUUUGUUGGUGAAAUGGGUGACUGGUCCAGAGAUGGGGAUAAAAUUGAGUUGAUAAUGUAUAACGGAAAAGCCUUCUUGCAGUACGAGGAUGAGGGAAAGAAGGACUGGUCGAAGAAAAAAGGGUGGUUUUCUUGA